UCAAUUCAAUUUCUUUCAAUUUUCAUCUUCUAUAUAAGAAUCAAACAAAAUGUCUUUCUCAGACUUCACCAACGCUUCUACCCUAAAGUCAUUGAACGAAUUCUUAGCUGACAAGUCUUACGUUGAAGGUACUUCUGCUUCCCAAGCUGACGUUACAGUCUACAAGGCUUUCCAGAAGGAAUACCCUCAAUUUUCCAGAUGGUUCAACCACAUUGCUUCUUUUGCUGACGAAUUCGAAGACUUGCCAGCCGGUAAGGCUCCAGCUGCUUCAGCUGCCGAAGAAGAUGACGAUGAUGUCGACUUGUUUGGUUCUGAUGAUGAUGAAGUUGAUGAAGAAGCCGAAAAGUUGAAGCAACAAAGAUUGGCCGAAUACGCUGCUAAGAAGGCUGCUAAGGGACCAAAGCCAGCUGCUAAGUCUCUUGUUACUUUGGAUGUCAAGCCAUGGGAUGAUGAAACCAACAUGGACGAAUUAUUGGAAAACGUUAAGUCUAUUGAACAAGAUGGUUUGGUUUGGGGUGCUCACCAAUUCAUCCCAGUUGGUUACGGUGUCAAGAAGUUGCAAAUUAACUUGGUUGUUGAAGAUGACAAGGUCUCAUUGGACGAACUUCAAGCCACAAUUGAAGAAGAUGAAGACCACGUUCAAUCCACUGACAUUGCUGCUAUGUCUAAAUUGUAAUCGAAUCUCUAUUGUAUAGAGAAACUGUUUGUUAAUAUAUGACAAAUUGAUUAGUUCGUAAUGAAUACAAGAUAAUUGAAGAUCU
Molecule: messenger RNA, 761 nt
Organism: Scheffersomyces stipitis CBS 6054
Lineage: Eukaryota; Fungi; Ascomycota; Pichiomycetes; Serinales; Debaryomycetaceae
Gene: EFB1
Product: translation elongation factor 1 subunit beta
Exons: 2
Coding region: 50-676 (208 amino acids)
Biological process (GO): translational elongation
Cellular component (GO): eukaryotic translation elongation factor 1 complex; cytosol
Molecular function (GO): guanyl-nucleotide exchange factor activity; translation elongation factor activity
Source: RefSeq, a predicted model, not a curated record